GUCAAAAAAGUUGUUAAAAAGUAUUGUCAAAAUAUCAUUCUCUUUUAUAAAUAACUCCACAAGUUUUGUGCGAAGGAUCCACACGUGUGAGAGGAGGAGCUGGUGUGAAGUGGAUUGAUGCAAGAAAGAAAGAAAAUAAGAAUUCAUUGGAACUGAUAACUUCCAUUGUUGUGAGCAUAGGAAGAAGAAGAAGAAGAAGAAAUGGAAGAGAAAGUGAGUGGUGGUAAUCAUGUGUUAGUGGUUCCAUACCCAAGCCAAGGCCACAUAAACCCGAUGCUACAAUUCAGCAAACGCUUGUGUUCGAAAGGACUGAGAGUGACCAUGCUCACAACCAUCUUCAUUUCCAACUCCAUGCAUCUUCAAUCUUCAUCCUUGUUAGGCUCCGUUCAACUUGAUUUCAUAUCAGACGGCUAUGACGAAGGUGGUUUUGCUGAAGCUGCUUCUAUAGAAAGCUAUUUGUCUCGCAUGCAAGAAGUGGGGUCUAAAAGCUUGAGGGAACUUAUCAACAAAUACAAUUCUUCUGAUAAGCCUAUAGAUUGUGUGGUGUAUGACCCUUUGCUGAUAUGGGUGUUGGAUGUAGCCAAGGAAUUUCGGUUAUUAGGAGCUGCUUUUUUCACUCAAAUGUGUGCUGUCAAUUUCAUAUAUUACCAUGUCUACCAUGGACUUCUCAAGGUUCCUAUUUUAUCACCAAUCUCUGUUCCAGGGCUUCCUUUGCUUCAUCCCAGAGAUGCACCACCUUUUGUUUGUGAUCCUGCCUUCUAUCCAGCAUACUUUCAUUUGGUUAUUAAUCAGUUUUCUAACAUUCACAAAGCAGAUCUACUUCUUGUCAACUCCUUCUACAAGCUAGAGGACCAGGUGGUGGAUUCGAUGUCAAAGGUAUUUCCAGUAUUGACAAUUGGGCCAACAGUUCCAUCAUUUCACUUGGACAAGGCAAUCCCAGAUGACACAGACAACGUUCUCAAUCUGUUUGAGUUAGACACAUCACCGAUUACAUGGCUCAAACAAAAGCCUCCAGAGUCAGUUAUCUACAUAUCAUUUGGCAGCAUGGUCUGCUUCAGCUCACACCAGAUGGAGGAAAUUGCAUUUGCACUAAUGGCAACUGGUUUCAACUUCUUGUGGGUCAUCCCUGAUUUCAAUACAAAGAAUCUCUCAAAGGAAAUGGGGAAGAAAAUCGAUGCAUGUGGAAGGGGUUUGAUAGUUAAUUGGGCACCCCAAUUGGAAGUUCUGUCAAACCAUGCUGUUGGUUGCUUUUUUACACACUGUGGAUGGAAUUCAACUCUUGAAGCAUUGUGCUUGGGAGUGCCAAUGGUUGCUCUCCCACAAUGGACUGAUCAACCCACCGAUGCAAAAUUUGUUGAGGAUGUAUGGAAAGUGGGAAUCAGACUGAAAGAAGAUGAGAAUGGGAUUGUGACAAGAGAAGAGAUUCAGAAUUCCAUUAGGGUUGUUAUGGAGAAGGAGCUUGGAAGAGAAAUGAGGAGUAAUGCUAAGAAAUGGAAGGAAUUGGCUAUUGAAGCAGUCACUCAAGGUGGCACUUCAGAUCACAACAUCAAUCUAUUCAUUAAGCAUCUCAAAAAAUCUUAAACUUUCACUUGAUAAGGUCUUCAUCUCGAUCCAUUACGCAGCCUCUCCAUUCCCCCACCUCUCCAUCUCAGCUUAGGUCAUUGUAGCUACAAGCCUCCAUCUUCAUUCAUCGAGGUCGCCAUUUUCAUCUCCAUCGAUGUCAUUGAAGUUUUCUACUCCACCUUCUUUUUUUCUAACACCUGUAGGAGAGGGAUUAUUUUCUCUAACAAGCACUGCCACCACCAUCCAACGCCACUGUUGUCCAUUGUAACGCUGUUGUUUUCACCAUCAUGUAAAGUUUUCCACCAUCAUACAACAUUUUCCACCAUUGUACAACGUUUUUCACCACAUGUUUGACAUGAAUCUUAAUAAGUUUUGCCCCAAAAUUUUAUCAACACCGUUGUUUGGAAUGUGUUCAUCCUUCUAGUGUAGUAAAAAUGAAAGAAAGAAGAAGGAGAGGGAGAGUGGGGAAGAAGAUGAACUAGAUUGCAAUAUUUAUCAACAUAUUUUUUGACAAAUUUAUUGACAACAAUUUUAUAAUGGAUUUUAACUAUCAAUAUUUAUAUUUUACCGACGGAUUUUAUGUAUUACUGACAGAUUUGGACCGUCUGUAAUAUCAAUUUUACUUGUUUAACAUACUUCCAUAUCAAAUUCAAGAAACCCCAAUUG
This is a messenger RNA of Vigna radiata var. radiata (mung bean), 2229 nucleotides long. RefSeq names its product UDP-glycosyltransferase 74F1. Lineage: Eukaryota; Viridiplantae; Streptophyta; Magnoliopsida; Fabales; Fabaceae. The transcript is spliced from 3 exons. Gene Ontology annotation, molecular function: UDP-glycosyltransferase activity. The coding region runs from base 202 to 1581 and encodes 459 amino acids. The record is from RefSeq and is a predicted model, not a curated record.